This is a messenger RNA of Symbiodinium necroappetens, 2217 nucleotides long. NCBI's taxonomy places the organism in Eukaryota, Dinophyceae, Suessiales, Symbiodiniaceae. The record is from the annotation of a GenBank genome assembly.
AUGGCCGAGCGAAACCUACGCCGGCCCAAUGAUGCUAGUGCUGGCCGGUUUUCGGCCCCUCCAUUGCCUGGUCGGAAUUUGGAGCCACUCUCCUCAAACAAAGUGAAGGAUGCCUUUAGUAUUUCACCCGUUCCCAGUCCACCGAAGUCUCGAAAGAGCGUCCGUGCACCAGAGCGCUUGGCAGAACGGCUGAAGGGCGGACAUGUCCGUGGCAUGCUUGCGCGUGCUGGUCUCCGACAGAUCGUCGAGGAGCAAAAGGCGGAACCAGGUCGCUGGAGCCACAACGGCCGAGGGCUCUUCACUGAACUUGUGCAGGUGACACAAGGCUCCUCGAUGUCUGAUCUGCUCGUCGCCUUGACACGUGUCAAAGCCUUGGAAGUUGAACACUGGCCCGAGAGUAUCAAGGCCACCGAAAAGCUCGAACUGCUCCGAUCGCUGCAGAAUCGAUUGCAGUCGGCGCUGAGCUGCAGCAACAUCGAGGAAAUUGAGAUGCUUUUGCAGAGCGUGGCAGUGGGAAUACGAAACCAUCCCGACUUCUGCCUGCUCGUGGCUGCAGUCGAGCAGCGACUCCAGAACCUACGAAGCCUGCGACGGGAGCUGAGACGAGUUGCCCGGUCUUCCGACGUCAUCCUGCUGGCAGGCUCGCUGCGAGUGGCAGAUGAGCUCGAGGUAAGGGGACACCAAGCCGCGACUCCUUGGAAAGAAGUCGAGGUUGCGGAAGUCCGCUUGAAGGUGCUGCAUGCGCUUAUUGCGAAAAUGACAGUUGUCUUGGGCAUCGUGGGUGAGGUGGACGAGGCAGUCUACCUGGAGGUGCUGGGACAUGCCAGCAGAGUCGUGGAGGAUGAUCCGCCACCCCCAAUAGGAUCGGUUCUCAAAGCAGUCAGGGAGCAAUUCCAGCAGAGGUUUGGCCAAGACUACAGCCCAACGGUUGCUGCAGAGAUGGCAGCGAACAGGGCUCAGCAGGCUGCAUUGGAGAUGGAGGUUCCUGUGCAGCACUUCGACAGUGCUGGCAGCCUGGUUGUCGAGGACGACCUCGACUCUGGCGAACAGAUCGUGGGCCGGGUCAUGCAGUCGGAGCUGGCAAAAAUCAGGCUUCCAAUCUCCGAGGAUGAAGCGAGACCUUCUGAACCAGUUCUGCAUCGAGAGCCGGGAGGCAGCGAGGACGCCUACGGGCGCCUGUGUCAGCAGCUCGUGGGCGACCUCGUGUCGAGAGAGCUGGAAGAGGUCGGGAACCAGAACGCCAGCCUUGGCCACCAGGGCAACGCGCCGCGACCAAUGACCGCCACAUCUUCGGCCGACACUGUGCUGAUGAGCAUAGUUCACGGUGCCACCCCACAGGGCGGCGAGUACGCGUACUCGGGCCCGCCUGGCACUGCUGUAGAAUCAUCACCCGUUCGGCCAGAGCCAGAACACAAAGAUGUCAAGGUGUUGGAGGAUGAUGCGGGAAGGAGCAGCCGUGCCAUUGCUGAUGGCAUCGUCCAUGAAGGUUUGCGACCCCUUGUGCAAACUCCAUCAGCCGAAACAGUGCCAACCAGUGGGAGGCAAAGUGCAAACGAUGCAAAUGCAGACUCCCGGGCUUCGCAGGUCUCCGAGCAGAAAGUGGACGCCACAAAGGAUUCGCAGCGCGUGAAUCCGGGCAGCUGUAUCGUGAGCACGCCGUCCGUGGAGGCCAAGAGCAGUGUCGCCACCUUGCCCAUGGAGGAGGCCGGUGCAUCCCUGGUCGGAGGCAUCGUGCAGACUGAGCUGGAGAACCUGGGAGAGGAAGAAAGUAACGUCAUGCUGAACCUCGACGAUGAGAGCAACGCUGCAUCGAAGCCAGCCACCUCUGACGCUGGGACAUUCGAGGAUGUCGUCUUCCAGCAGAAACUGCAAGAUCAGCUUGCGGUCCUGCACGUGCCUGAUGAAGAGGAUGCUGCAGAUGCUGAGGUGGCAGAGGUGCUUUCCAAAGCAUGUUCUGCAGCUUGGAUGGAGGAGCGUGGUUGCUCUUCGGUACCACCUGGCCGGCAAUCAGGAUUGUCGCCCGUGGCAGAAGUCGCGUGUCCACCGGCAAGUCCGACAUCACGUGUGGAGGAGUCGUUGGCGGAAGAAGCGGUGCAGAGUGCUCUGCGAGGCGCAGGUGAGGUCGCCAUUUCGGAUGGUGGAUCCAGUCGUGGAAGCGACGUCGUGGCAAGCCAGAUUGCUGGCUGUUUGGCUUCCGAUGUCUUGCCUUCUCCCUGA